AUGGCUAUCGAUGAUGAAGCGGCCGUUUCUACCCUAUCCUUUAGCGCUAAACAUACCCUCUCAUCCCUCACCAACGCGGCAGCCCUAUCGGAGUUCGAUGCAUUAGUCCGCCGCGGCCUCGUCGUCUACUCUCCCUCCAAGAUCGUGCGCCUCCAAGUUGACAACUUUCACUUCGAAUUCCGAAUCAGCCAGUCUCUCACCAACAAACCCCAGUCAGGCGAGGGACUGAAACCGCCCAACGAAAGCAGAAACAACAACAGCAGCAACAAAACCAGCAACAGCAGCAGCAACAACAACAACAAUGACAGCAGCAACAAUGAUAAUAACGAUACUACGUCCAGCCCAGCAACCUUCGGCCCCGGCAGCGACCUCGCCUGCCCCACGCCUGACCUCAUUAUCGCCACCAUCCACACGACCCACAUCUUCGUCCCGAACGGCUACAGCGUCUUCCGGCCACAGUUCCUCCUCCUCACCCAGGACUCGUACCGGCGCCAGCACGAGAUAUUGGAUCGAGAGGACCUCGAAGCCGCGUGCGCCGUCCUCUGUGCGCUGGGUCAAGACGGUGGUAGGCGCUACUUCGCCAUGUUCAACUGCGGGCGCACUGCGGGCGCCAGUCGGCAGCACAAGCACAUGCAUAUCAUCCCUUGUGCUGGUGACGAAGAAGAAAUAAAUCAAAUCAUCGAGCUGCCUACCGUAGGGAAGAGUGUAAAUGGCGGCAACAAGACACCGGGAUCAACCAUCCUCCCGAAUAAUCCCGCCCCAAGAUCCAGCGACAUCCCCUUUGCGCAUUUCCGCGUUCCGUUGUCCCCCUCCAGCUUUCAGGACCGGGCAUACUCUGAGAGUGUGUUGGACGCAUACGUCGGGCUUCUGGCGGAGAUGCGAUCCGCGUUGGGCGAUGGAGGCGAAGGCGAUGGGGAGGGGAAUAUCCCGCAUAAUGUGAUUCUGGUCGAGGAUUGGAUCAUGGUGAUCCCCCGGUCGAAGGAUCGGCACCGGCCGGAUAUCGCGGUCAACGGGGCGGGGAUGGUGGGGUCGGUGUGGCUGGAUCGUGAGGAGAUCCUAUCGCGCUGGUUGGAGAUUGGGCCGGCGGAGGUCUUGCGCGGAGUGGGCUAUCCUCCGUUGACUUAGGUUAGGUUGGCUCCCCUAGCGAGUACGUACCUGGAACGGCUGCGGCGGUAGACGACUUAGGACAGAGGGGACUCGCUUAUCCUGCAGUGACUGGGGUAGAUGGACCCAAGUCUGAUCAGUGGAUCUCCCCUGGAAAUCCGAAUUCCGGCAAAGCGUGGGAUACGAAAAUUCGAUUCAGUUCUUGGUGUGGGAAAU
Messenger RNA from Aspergillus japonicus CBS 114.51, 1320 nucleotides. RefSeq lists its product as uncharacterized. Gene Ontology annotation, molecular function: ATP binding; ATP:ADP adenylyltransferase activity. NCBI's taxonomy places the organism in Eukaryota, Fungi, Ascomycota, Eurotiomycetes, Eurotiales, Aspergillaceae. The transcript is spliced from 2 exons. Bases 1 to 1125 code for a protein of 374 amino acids. Gene Ontology annotation, biological process: nucleotide metabolic process. The record is from RefSeq and is a predicted model, not a curated record.